Acanthochromis polyacanthus (spiny chromis) is the source of this 544-nucleotide messenger RNA. RefSeq names its product guanine nucleotide binding protein (G protein), gamma transducing activity polypeptide 2b (gene gngt2b). Gene Ontology annotation, cellular component: heterotrimeric G-protein complex. The record is from RefSeq and is a predicted model, not a curated record. Gene Ontology annotation, molecular function: G-protein beta-subunit binding. Gene Ontology annotation, biological process: G protein-coupled receptor signaling pathway. The transcript is spliced from 3 exons. Bases 127 to 339 code for a protein of 70 amino acids. Lineage: Eukaryota; Metazoa; Chordata; Actinopteri; Pomacentridae.
UGGGACGGCACAGAUCAGUCAGUGUGAAGAAACGACCGGACCGAGAGGAAGGGAAGCAGUCGAUGAGCUCUUAGGAGCCGAUACAUUUCUCUGAUCGUUGGGUGAUCCCGCCAUUCAGCAGCCAGGAUGGCUCGGGAUAUGUCAGAUAAGGAAAUCCUGAAAAUGGAGCUGGAUCAACUGAAGAAGGAAGUUAACACACCUCGGACAGCAGUGAGUGCAAACUGCACAGAUACUAUUGCUUUCGUUGAGGGACUGCUACCAAAUGAUCCGCUGAUCAAGGGAGUCUCAGAUGACAAGAACCCCUACAAGGGAGACAAGGGAGGCUGUAUAGUAACAUAGCACACCGACACACCGUUUUUAGGAGAGCUGGAGACGUCGCUUGUGAUUUUCCCGUAGAAGUCCUGUCUAUAAAAUGUGCAGUAGAAAAGAAAAUGUAAGAUCUGUAAAGCUACCAGGAGAGAGACGACAUGUACCUGUUGAUGUGGAAAUGUUUAUUUGUCAAUUUGUAAUUAAAUGCAAAUAGCUGUACAAAGCUUCAACCAGA